Messenger RNA from Gossypium raimondii (Peruvian cotton), 2149 nucleotides. Its product is annotated as probable sphingolipid transporter spinster homolog 2. NCBI's taxonomy places the organism in Eukaryota, Viridiplantae, Streptophyta, Magnoliopsida, Malvales, Malvaceae. Gene Ontology annotation, molecular function: transmembrane transporter activity. Gene Ontology annotation, biological process: transmembrane transport. The transcript is spliced from 16 exons. The coding region runs from base 251 to 1798 and encodes 515 amino acids. The record is from RefSeq and is a predicted model, not a curated record. Gene Ontology annotation, cellular component: membrane.
UAAUAUCAAAAUUUUCAAAUUUUGGAAAGAUAAAAAGAUGAAAUCCAUUUUACAGUGAAUCUCUCCUCCGUAUAUUCGGAUAUAUUUUACAUUGACGAAUUACGAAAUCUAAAAGGGAAGUAGGCGGCACGGUCAUGGUUGCGUAACCAACCAAACCAAAGGACUUUUAUUUUUUAAAAACAGGUCAAGUUUUAGUGGCGUCACCUUCUUCAGCUCCUCCAAAAGCAGAGGAAAAAUUCCACCACCAGAAAUGGUUCCUCCCUCCUCCUCUAUGGAUCCUUCUCCUCCUCCUUCCUGGUUCACUCCCAAACGGUUGUUGAUUAUAUUUUGUGUGAUUAACAUGAUAAAUUAUGUGGAUCGAGGAGCCAUAGCGAGUAAUGGUGUAAAUGGGAGUAGUGAGACUUGUGAUGACAAGGGAAUUUGCAAAUCCGGUAGUGGAAUUCAGGGAGAAUUUGACUUGACUAACUUUCAAGAUGGUCUCUUAUCGUCUGCAUUCAUGGUUGGGCUUCUCGUGGCAUCUCCAAUAUUUGCUUCCUUAGCAAAGAGCUACAACCCUUUUAGGCUUAUUGGAGUUGGAUUAUCUGUUUGGACCUUGUCUGUAGCUGGAUGUGCUAGUGCAUUUUCCUUUUGGUUUAUUGCGAUAUGCCGAAUGUUGGUUGGUGUUGGAGAAGCUUCUUUCAUAAGUCUUGCAGCUCCAUUUAUUGAUGACAAUGCUCCUGUUUCUCAGAAAACAGCUUGGCUUGCGAUGUUUUAUAUGUGCAUACCUACUGGAAUUGCUCUUGGAUAUGUUUAUGGUGGAUAUGUUGGGGGCCAUUUCCACUGGCGCUAUGCAUUCUGGGGAGAGGCAUUGUUGAUGCUUCCAUUCGCUGUUUUUGGCUUUUUGGUUAAACCUUUGCAGUUGAAAGGUUUUUCUCCUGUUGAAUCCAAAAGAGCAUUGGCAUCUGUGGAGACAGUUUCUUCUGUAACUGAUGUUGCAGAUUCAAAGGCAUCAAAACUAGAUGGUCGUAUGUUGGUUGGAGGUGAUGGUAUCAUUGGUGACGAAUUGAGUAAAACUUCCAAGUCGGAAAGCAUACACAACAUUUUGAAUCAGCUCUCUCGGUUUGCAAAAGACAUGAAAGUGCUUUUGGUGGACAAAGUUUAUGUCGUAAAUGUUUUUGGUUACAUUGCAUACAACUUUGUCAUUGGAGCAUACUCUUAUUGGGGGCCAAAGGCUGGUUAUAAUAUUUAUCAUAUGAAGAGUGCAGAUAUGUUGUUUGGAGGGGUUACAAUUGUAUGUGGGAUUUUAGGAACAAUAUCUGGUGGCUUCAUCCUAGAUCGCAUGGGUGCUACAAUAUCUAAUGCUUUUAUUCUUCUUUCAGGUGCAACAUUUCUGGGUGCAAUAUCUUGCUUCUCUGCUUUCUGUCUCAGGAGCUUGUAUGGUUUUAUAGUUCUUUUUGCUGUGGGUGAAUUACUUGUUUUUGCAACUCAGGCUCCAGUCAAUUAUGUAUGUCUCCAUUGUGUAAGACCGAGUUUGAGACCAUUAUCUAUGGCAAUCUCUACUGUAUCAAUUCACAUAUUUGGCGAUGUACCUUCCUCACCACUUGUUGGGAUUCUCCAGGAUCAUAUUAACAAUUGGAGGGACACUGCACUUAUUUUGACCUCUAUUCUCUUUCUUGCUGCUGGAAUAUGGUUUAUAGGUGUUUUCCUACAUGCUGUCGACAAGUCUAAUGAUGGAAGUCAACCAGUCUCUACACCCAGAAUAACUAGUAGGAAGCCAUUGCUUGACGGAAACGUGGAUGAAAGUUUGUGUGAAGUGUAAUUGCAGAGGUGCAUGCUAGUAACAUUUGCUCAUCCCAAAUGUAAAUAAAAUCAGUAGUUGAAACAAAAAGACAGAAAUUUGGUGGCAUUCUUUGGUCAUUUGUUUCAGUCGACAUCUACACCAGAAAUGAUGAGAUUUCUUGUAAAGAAUCACGUAAUGAUAAGUUUGCAACUUAAAUCAGUCUCCAAGAAGUAAGGGGGAGAAAGGGAAUAUAUGAUACCAAUGGUAUUUUGCUGUUGAAUUUGAUAAAGGUACUCCGUUUACAACGCUACUUCUUUUUGUUUUUCUUUAUCAACUAAUCUCAUACUUAUGUAUCAUUGAUAGAUGUUAUGUAUCAUGGGUACAUGUUAA